This is a messenger RNA of Penicilliopsis zonata CBS 506.65, 1635 nucleotides long. RefSeq lists its product as hypothetical. Lineage: Eukaryota; Fungi; Ascomycota; Eurotiomycetes; Eurotiales; Aspergillaceae. The transcript is spliced from 9 exons. Bases 1 to 1635 code for a protein of 544 amino acids. Gene Ontology annotation, cellular component: plasma membrane. Gene Ontology annotation, molecular function: nucleobase transmembrane transporter activity. The record is from RefSeq and is a predicted model, not a curated record. Gene Ontology annotation, biological process: nucleobase transport; transmembrane transport.
AUGGCGUCUCUUGUUCAGCGCGUCAAGGCGAUGGCCAAGCUGCCCCGUGAGGAGGAGGACACAGAGCGUUCCCGGUGGAUUAACCAGGAUCUUCUCCCCACGCCACCGGAACAGCAAACGUGGCGGUGGUGGAAUUAUGUGACCUUCUACUGGUCCAUCUCGUUCACCAACUGGACGCUGGGCUCGACCAUGAUCGGCAUCGGCCUGAACUGGUGGCAGGCGAUCAUCGUCAUCUUCGUGUCACAGUGCAUCUCCUCCGUGGCGAUGGCGUUCAACUCGCGCGCGGCGAGCAUCUACCAUGUCGGCUUUCCGUGCGUGGCUCGCAGCGUGUUUGGCAUGUGGGGGAGUUAUUACUUUGUCGGGGCGCGAGCCAUCCUGGCGGUGGUGUGGUAUGCUGUACAGAUGUACUCGGGCGCCGAAUACAUGUACAACAUCCUGCGCGCCAUCUUCGGGCACAACUUCACGGACAUCCCCAACCACCUGCCGGCCAGCGCCGGCAUCUCGUCGGCCCUGAUGCUGGCCUUCUUCCUGGCCUGGCUGGUGCAUCUGCCCUUCUGCCACUUCCGGCCCUACCAGCUGCGCCGCUUCUUCUGGUUCAAGACCAUUGUCUCGCUGCCCGCCAUGUUCGGCCUCUUCAUCUGGGCCAUGGUCAACACCAAGGGCAGGAUCGGCACCCAUCUGUAUGCCGCCUCGACCACCUCGUCGAGCGGCCUGGCCUGGCUGAUUCUCGCCGGCAUCAACAGCGGCAUGGGAAACACUGCCACCCUGAUCACCAACCAGCCGGACUAUGCCCGCUGGGCUCGUAGCCGGGGCGCUCCCAUCUGGACUCAACUGAUCUCCAAUCCCAUCGCAGUGACGCUGUCUGCCAGUCUCGGCAUUCUUUCCACCGCCGCCGUCAACGAGAAAUACGGCACGGACAUUUGGAACCAAUGGGACAUGAUGAACCUGAUCCUGGACAACUACUGGAGUUCCAAGACGCGAUUUGCCGUCUUCCUGUGCGCGUUUGCCUGGCUGGUGCAGAUCCUGGGCACCAACAUCGCCGCCAACAUGAUCGCCUUUGGCGCCGACUCGUCCAUGCUGUUCCCCUCGUACGUCAACAUGCGCCGCGGCCAGUACAUCAUCGAGUUCCUUGCGUGGGCGGUCUGUCCGUGGAAGAUCCUUGCCUCGGCCACCAAGUUUGAGACUUUUCUCGGCGGAUACGGCUUGUUUAUGGCCUCCGUCGUUGCGAUCAUGGUGUGCGACUAUUUCCUGCUGUCCAAAGGCAACAUGUUCAUCCCGGCGCUGUACAACGGCACCCCGGCGAACAAGAACUACUACUAUGCGCGCGGAUGGAACCUGCAGGCCCUCGCCGCGUACAUCGUCGGCAUUGCGCUGCCCUUCCCGGGCUUCUGCGGCGAGCUGGGCGCCUCCGUCUCCGCGGGGGCGACGCAUCUCGUCGACAUGGGCUGGAUUCUCUCCUUUGUCACCUCCUUCGUCGUGUACUACGCUCUCUGCUCCGUCUGGCCGACGCAGAACCAGCGCUAUGUCCGCGAGCAGGGCUAUGCCUUUGAACAGGUCGGCAACGAUCUCGUCGAGUCUUUCGAGUAUGAUGUUGCUACCGAGGAUCACACCACCAAGGCCGACAAGGUAUAUUAA